This is a messenger RNA of Rhodamnia argentea, 977 nucleotides long. RefSeq names its product ethylene-responsive transcription factor RAP2-1-like. The record is from RefSeq and is a predicted model, not a curated record. The coding region runs from base 228 to 704 and encodes 158 amino acids. The transcript is spliced from 2 exons. Gene Ontology annotation, biological process: regulation of DNA-templated transcription. Lineage: Eukaryota; Viridiplantae; Streptophyta; Magnoliopsida; Myrtales; Myrtaceae. Gene Ontology annotation, molecular function: DNA binding; DNA-binding transcription factor activity.
GAGAUAGAGAGAGAGCGUGAUGACGGACUUAUGUCGGCUGAGUUUUGAAGAUUAAGAAAAGGCGGCUUCGUGCUUGUGUGCUGCAAAAGGAUGGCAACUUGGCGUCCCAAUCUCUUUGCCAGAUUCAUCUGCCUCCCCACCCACUCUCUCUCCUCUCUCUCCCUCUAUUUAUACCAUUCAACCAUUCAACCCUUCAUCUUUCACCCUCGAGAAUCAAGAGCUUAUCCAUGGAAACCGAACGCUACGGUGAUGAUGCGACGACAGAGAAGGAGCGAAUCAAGAGAAGGCCGCACCACCUCCAGCAGCAGCAGCAGCUGAAGAAGCCGUACCGGGGAAUCCGGAUGAGGAAGUGGGGCAAGUGGGUGGCCGAGAUCAGGGAGCCCAACAAGCGCUCCCGUAUCUGGCUCGGCUCCUACGCCACCCCCAUGGCCGCCGCCCGCGCCUACGACACCGCCGUCUUCUACCUCCGCGGCCCCUCCGCCCGCCUCAACUUCCCCGACCUCAUCUGCCGCGAGGGCCGCGACUCGCUGCGCGGCGAGGUCUCAGCUGCCUCCAUCCGCCGGCGCGCCACCGAGGUCGGGGCCCAGGUGGACGCUGUCCAAGUGGCGGCUGCAGCUGAGUCAAGGCGGUGCCUUGCCCCGGACUUGAACGAGUGCCCGAAACUGGAGGACUUGGAGGAGAUUCAUCACGAGUCUCUGUUUUGAAAUGCUUUCGCCGCGGGGGAGGAAAAGCCAGGUUCAGGAACGAACACUGAUUGCCCGGAUCACGGAGGCGUAAAUGAAGGCCAGGGCUGGUGAGAAUCAAGGAGCAAAUGAAGAACGGUUGAUCUCUUUGCUCGUGCAGAUUAGCGCUACGUCCGCCUCUAGUUCUUCGAGCGUGGGAGGAGAAUUAAUUUCCAUUUGCUGACUGUAAUUUCUCUUUCCAUUCUUCUUUUCUUCAUAGAAAAAGAGAUCAAUCCAGGGAAACGAUUCCGACCA